UAUUUCAAUGACCACCUGCUUAUGCAGUUAUAGUUAUUCACUGUCUUUGUUUUGAAGCAUGCAGCCAGUAAAGAUCCCAGAGAAGUUCGAGAAGCUAGAGAUCAUAAGGAACCAAAAGAGGAGAUCAACAAAAACAUUUCUGACUUUGGACGACAGCAGCUUUUACCCCCCUUCCCAUCCCUUCAUCAGUCGCUACCUCAGAACCAAUGCUACAUGGCCACCACAAAAUCACAGACAGCAGCUGCAGUGUCUCGGAAGAAAAAACGAAGAAUGGGGACCUAUAGCCUGGUUCCUAAGAAAAAGACCAAAGUAUUAAAACAGAGGACGGUGAUUGAGAUGUUUAAGAGCAUAACUCAUUCCACUGUGGGUUCCAAGGGGGAGAAGGACCUGGGCGCCAGCAGCCUGCACGUGAAUGGGGAGAGCCUGGAGAUGGACUCAGAUGAGGACGACUCAGAGGAGCUCGAGGAGGACGACGGCCAUGGUGCAGAGCAGGCGGCUGCGUUCCCCACAGAGGACAGCAGGACUUCCAAGGAGAGCAUGUCGGAGGCUGAUCGCGCCCAGAAGAUGGACGGGGAGUCCGAGGAGGAGCAGGAGUCCGUGGACACCGGGGAGGAGGAGGAAGGCGGUGACGAGUCUGACCUGAGUUCGGAAUCCAGCAUCAAGAAGAAAUUUCUCAAGAGGAAAGGAAAGACCGACAGUCCCUGGAUCAAGCCAGCCAGGAAAAGGAGGCGGAGAAGUAGAAAGAAGCCCAGCGGUGGCCCUCG
Molecule: messenger RNA, 764 nt
Organism: Nomascus leucogenys (northern white-cheeked gibbon)
Lineage: Eukaryota; Metazoa; Chordata; Mammalia; Primates; Hylobatidae
Product: histone-lysine N-methyltransferase EHMT1-like
Exons: 5
Molecular function (GO): histone methyltransferase activity; protein-lysine N-methyltransferase activity; p53 binding
Source: RefSeq, a predicted model, not a curated record